GGCGCAAAAGCAGUGCCCCGAUGAACAGUGCAAUGCAGGUUCUUUCGAGAAGGCAGAUAAUCAGAAGAAUUCACCCAGGCCUUCUGUUUUAGAGAUUUCUCAGUCGAAGGAGUUGAUUGUUAGUUCUUCACCUCGAAAAGAAAACUAUUCGUUAAGAUGGCGGCAAUCCUGUGGCAUAAAUAAAGCUUCUGGAAUAAGUGUGCCAAACAUUUGGUUUCUCACAUCCAAAAGCAUUCUAAUAUCCCUAGGUUUUCCAUGGGAGAGAAGACAGCAAGAAUAGAGGAAAUAAGUAAAGCCAACCACAAUAACUACUAACUAGAAGCAAAUGUUUAUCUGGUUUUCCCGCUAUAAGUCUCAAUCCAUGGGCUAUUUGGUAAGGAAGAAUCCCAAUUAAAUGAAGGUCAGAGUUUUGUUUCUGAAUACACACAAGCUUCCUUUUUAACUCCAGAUUGUAUUUCUGGUAACAUGGUAACCUUGCAAAUAUCACUGGGGCAAACCACCAACAAAACUGUUAUAUUUACUGCCUCACUGGGGCAAACCGCCAACAAAAAGCAUACACCAAGAUGCUACCAAACUGGCCUUUCCAGCAUGCUAGAAGAUCUGCUACUCAGGAGGGCAUAACCCAAACUACCCCCAAAAGGCCAAAGACCAGUACUCGCCUAAAAACUGCUGCAUUAUGGGACAAAAAAAAGUCAGCAUUCAGCUUAGAAUUUGGAGGUUUCAUAUCUCAUUUCAUAUUCCACCUUUUGGCUUAUGCCUUCGAUCAAGCGAUAUGUAUAUACCGUCGCUAUUCACAACAGUUUUCUAGUGAGCUCUUCCUCAAGCGGUGUCUCUUCCCCCUUGGAGGAAUGAGUGAGGCUGAAUUUGUGGGUUCAAGGCCCUCCAGGAGUGCGUGUGCAUGUGCAUGUGCAACUCAUCAAUGAAGGAAAGCUAAUUAUUUCGUUUCAUCUAUUCUUAAAUUCCCAAUUUCAAAUCCAAGCCAAAUCAGCUACAAUAAUGAUGUUCCAGCACAUUAUGAAUGUUUCUAUUUUAUUAAUGUAUUUAUCUUUUUGGUUUAGUUGUGAGAAGUGAAUCCAAGAAACCGUACCAGCCACUACCCGCCACAAAUGCUUGGAUCAUUGUAGCACUGCUCCUGUCUGCAUUGACUGCAGUCUGCUAAUUGAAGACCAUGCGGUCACAUUCUCUAGAUCCAUGACAGAGAAGAAGGAGGUUCCAAGGCAUGACCUAAAGUUGGAUAGGCUGUCAGAGCGUGAAAAGAUAAAGCUAAUCGCUAACCUAGUCAAGAUACAAAAUGAUGGGACGGUAGAAGUUGAUAUCACUAAAAGUGCACCUGUAGCUUCUGAAUUGUUGGAGCUUCAUACUGCUGAAAUGAAACCUGUCGGUGUCGCUGAUAUUACUUCUGAAUCUAAUAAAUCAAUUCCCAGAUUGAAAAUUGCCAUUCUUGUAGUUGGAACAAGAGGAGAUGUACAGCCUUUCCUUGCUGUAGCAAAGAGACUUCAGGAGUUUGGUCAUUGUGUCAGGUUGGCUGCUCAUGCUAAUUUCAGCACCUUCGUAAGGUCAGCCGGGGUGGACUUCUAUCCUUUGGGUGGUGAUCCUCGAGUUUUGGCAGGAUAUAUGGCGAGAAAUAAAGGUUUCAUACCAUCUGGACCAGGAGAAAUAUCCAUACAAAGGAAGCAACUGAAAGCCAUUAUUGAAUCUCUCCUUCCAGCAUGUACAGAAGCAGAUUUGGAAACUGGUGUUCCUUUUAGAGCUCAGGCUAUCAUUGCAAACCCUCCUGCUUAUGGACACACACAUGUUGCUGAAGCUCUUGGUGUUCCCCUUCACAUUUUCUUCACAAUGCCUUGGACGCCCACUUAUGAAUUCCCUCACCCAUUGGCGCGUGUACCUCAAAGUGCUGGUUAUUGGCUUUCAUAUAUAGUCGUGGAGUUACUGAUAUGGUGGGGCAUAAGGUCAUAUAUUAACAACUUCAGGAAACGGAAAUUGAAGCUUGCUCCUAUUGCAUAUUUCAGCACAUACCGUGGGUCAAUAUCUCAUUUGCCAACAGGCUAUAUGUGGAGUCCCCAUCUUGUACCAAAGCCAAAUGAUUGGGGAACUUUAGUUGAUGUUGUUGGAUUUUGUUUCUUAAACCUUGGGUCAAAGUAUCAGCCUCAAGAAGAAUUUGUUCAGUGGAUUCAAAAAGGACCUGAACCCAUAUAUAUCGGGUUUGGGAGCAUGCCUCUCGAAGAUCCCAAGAAAAUAACGGAUACUGUGUUGGAGGCUUUAAAAGACACAGGACAAAGAGGAAUAAUUGACCGAGGCUGGGGAGGUCUUGGGCAUAUUACAGAGAUUCCUGACAAUAUUUUCCUCUUAGAGGAAUGCCCUCAUGAUUGGUUGUUUCCCCAGUGUUCUGCUGUGGUUCAUCAUGGUGGUGCUGGAACAACAGCUACAGGGCUAAAAGCUGCGUGUCCAACAACCAUAGUUCCGUUCUUUGGAGAUCAGUUCUUCUGGGGUGAUAGAGUGCAUCAAAAAGGGCUUGGACCUGCACCAAUCCCAAUAUCUCAGUUCAGUGUUGAGAGCCUUUCAAAUGCGAUAAAUUUCAUGCUUCAGCCUGAGGUUAAGUCUCGAGCAAUGGAACUGGCAAGGUUGAUAGAGAACGAAGAUGGUGUUGCUGCUGCAGUUGAUGCUUUUCAUCGGCAUUUACCUCCAGUGCUACCCUUGCCCACUGCAUCUUUGGAGGAAGAUGAGCAACCAAAUCCCCUGCAGUGGAUUUUUAUUCAAAUUGGGAAGUGUUGCUGCCUGCCUUGUGGUUUGUAGAGUCAUUGCCAUAUUGUAGUGUUUGUAUAGUCCUGUUUAUUUUUCAUUUUUUUAUAUCAUUUUACCUCUCAUUCCAUUCAUUUCAUUCAAGUGCCUCUCUAAGGGUCUGACUCAACAAAGUUUAGAUAAAAAGUGAUAUUACAAGUUAGCAAAGAUUUUUCUCCCUGCUUGUCUAACAGUGUUUGGUUUAUCUUGAUUUGUAACACAUAAUGAGGGUAUAGUUAUAGGAGUUGAGUUUCUUCAUUUCAGACCUUUUAUGGGUUGCUCGUGUCUCUUAUCAUUUUUUUUUAUAUGAUAUUAAUUUGCUAUUCAUCGCAAUAUAUUAUUUUCUUUUCA
Carya illinoinensis is the source of this 3129-nucleotide messenger RNA. RefSeq names its product sterol 3-beta-glucosyltransferase UGT80B1. The record is from RefSeq and is a predicted model, not a curated record. Gene Ontology annotation, molecular function: UDP-glycosyltransferase activity; hexosyltransferase activity. Lineage: Eukaryota; Viridiplantae; Streptophyta; Magnoliopsida; Fagales; Juglandaceae. The transcript has 15 exons. The coding region runs from base 1192 to 2793 and encodes 533 amino acids. Gene Ontology annotation, biological process: carbohydrate metabolic process.